Messenger RNA from Ostertagia ostertagi, 309 nucleotides. The record is from the annotation of a GenBank genome assembly. Lineage: Eukaryota; Metazoa; Nematoda; Chromadorea; Rhabditida; Trichostrongylidae.
AUGAAGCUUCUCAUUUUGGUAGCCGCCGUGGUAGUCGCCUUUGCCGAACCGAUUCACAGAUCGAAUGAACUCCCAACGAUGUGCUCGCUCUGCAACGAUGCAGUGAAUGUAGUUGUCAAAAUGAUGGACAGGUCACUACCGGAAAUUGAAAACGUGUUCAUAAUCCAAUGCUCGGAGCUGCUCAGCUUCCUACCGUUUGGUGGAAUGGAGUGUCAGCAGAUCGCACAUGGUAAAAUCCCGAAGAUCAAGGAAUUCCUCGAAUCAGGAACUGCUGCAAAGGAUGUCUGCAGCAAGUUGAAGGCGUGCUGA